UCUAGAGAGAGGAGGGCAAACUGGAUCUAAUCAGGGUAGAAAAAUAAGGGAAAGGCCCAGGUGCACAACUCCUUAUGUGGAGAAGGAUAUGAGAGUUCGUAGUGUGAAAAACAAACGCCUUACAGGUCCUCAAUUGGCUUCUUCAUUAAAUAAACACAAAAUCCCAGUGUCUUCAGCAACAGAGAAAAGACGACUCUAUUGAUGCCGUCGAAUGCCAAUAUAUAAUGUGACGUUACAUAAAGUUUUUUUCACCCACUUUUAAGCGAUAUUCACUCUUGGUUGUUUCCGGACGACAUAUAGAUUAUACGUCUGACUUCAGCGAGACUCGUCAAACAGAGAAAGAUUCUCCGCCCAGAUGCUACUACUCCCGGACUAGAAUGAAUCCAUGCUGCCAUCUGUUGACAAUAAUGUGUACUACAGCAGGCUUGUCGCUCCCGAGUGUUCCUAUUGCGGUUUGCACACACGAGUCGUUACUCCUACAGUCUGCUGCUAGAAGAACAGGAGCUGAAGAGGUUCAUUCAGCGGGUGUCGCGUGUUCUGUGUAAGCAGAACGCUCGUUCGGUUCUGUUUGAAAAAGGACACGCUCUAUUUUUCAAGAUGUCGUAUAUGCUUCCUCAUCUACACAAUGGUUGGCAGGUGGACCAAGCAAUUCUAUCAGAAGAGGACAGAGUAGUGGUGAUUCGAUUUGGCCAUGAUUGGGAUCCUACCUGCAUGAAAAUGGAUGAGGUGUUGUAUAAUAUUGCAGAGAAGGUGAAAAAUUUUGCAGUUAUUUAUUUGGUGGAUAUAACAGAGGUGCCCGACUUUAACAAGAUGUAUGAAUUGUAUGACCCUUGUACAGUAAUGUUUUUCUUUAGGAACAAACAUAUCAUGAUUGAUUUGGGCACUGGAAACAACAACAAAAUUAACUGGCCAAUGGAGGACAACCAAGAGAUGAUCGAUAUUGUCGAGACAGUUUACAGAGGGGCACGCAAAGGCCGAGGUCUUGUAGUGUCACCCAAGGACUACUCGACUAAAUACAGAUACUGAAUCUCUAAGCCAUCUUUGUUUAGCAGGACCUUUUUUUUUUUUGUUUCUGUGUUUUAAUAUUUAAGACUACAAGCCACUGUGACUGUUUUUGUACAGAAAGGAAAAAAAAAAACACUUACUUUGGAGAAUCUCGGAUCAGCAGAGCUUUCUUCCCAUUUGUUUUUGGUUUACAAUUAACGUUUGCCCCUUCAAAGCUGCCAGAUUCUGCAUAGUUAGUUUUGUAUCCAUCAUUGGUGGAUUUUGGACUGAAAUGUCCCUGUCAGUAAAUGUGUGAAUGAAGUUUUGUUUUAUUCAUUGGUUAGUGCCCUGAUCCAUACAUGUACUUUGGUUUUCAUUGUAUAUUGAAAUUUGCUACUCGUAGAAAAUGUUUUUUUUGAUUAUGGAUUGCUACCCUAAAACUACUGAAACUAAAAUGUUGAAUUAAGCAUAGUUUUAUACUCAUCCAUAGAAUUCUUUAUGUAAAACCUGGAGCUUUUUUAUCAUUGUGAUAUAAUAGUGGUCACAUUUAUACCCUUGGAAGGCAAUUUUAUAAUUAGGAAUUCAAAAUCAAGUUGCCAAUUCAGCUGGCAAUAAUUACCUUUUUUGUGUAUAAAAUACAUUUCUUUUACAAAUUUUCAAUUAAAAAUAUUUAAACUUUUACACAA
This is a messenger RNA of Erpetoichthys calabaricus (reedfish), 1670 nucleotides long. RefSeq names its product thioredoxin-like 4A (gene txnl4a). The coding region runs from base 598 to 1026 and encodes 142 amino acids. The record is from RefSeq and is a predicted model, not a curated record. Gene Ontology annotation, cellular component: U4/U6 x U5 tri-snRNP complex; spliceosomal complex; U5 snRNP. Gene Ontology annotation, biological process: mRNA splicing, via spliceosome. Lineage: Eukaryota; Metazoa; Chordata; Cladistia; Polypteriformes; Polypteridae. The transcript has 5 exons.